Messenger RNA from Penicillium soppii, 2979 nucleotides. Its product is annotated as glycoside hydrolase family 31 protein. The coding region runs from base 1 to 2979 and encodes 992 amino acids. Gene Ontology annotation, molecular function: carbohydrate binding; hydrolase activity, hydrolyzing O-glycosyl compounds. The record is from RefSeq and is a predicted model, not a curated record. Gene Ontology annotation, biological process: carbohydrate metabolic process. The transcript is spliced from 4 exons. NCBI's taxonomy places the organism in Eukaryota, Fungi, Ascomycota, Eurotiomycetes, Eurotiales, Aspergillaceae.
AUGCAUGGUUUGAAGAAUCUCCUAGCAGGUGUUGCGCUCUUGCCAACAGCCUACGGUGCUUUCUCGACAUCCAUCAAAGCCUCAGGCUCCAGUUCAGUCGCGUCUUCAACCUCACCCGCAUACUCCCAAUUCACCAUUCCCGCUGGCGCAGAUGAGGGCGCCCAGCUGAUUGCCAACAUCGAUGAUCCCGAUGCUAUUGACGCCCAGAAGGCUUGUCCCGGGUACAAGGCGUCGAACGUGAAGGAGUCGGCCCGCGGACUGACCGCUACUCUGAAGCUCGCGGGCAAGGCAUGCAACGCCUACGGAACGGACGUGGACUCCCUGGACUUUUCUAUUGAAUAUCUCGCCAACGACCGGUUGAAUGUUCAAAUUGUCCCGACUUACAUCGACUCCUCAAAUGCUUCUUGGUUCUUGUUGGAUGAGAAUACGGUUCCCCGGCCUAGCGCUGCGAAGCAUGCGUCGAAGAAGGAGAGUGAUCUUGAGAUCACUUGGGCUAAUGAGCCUUCUUUUCAUUUCAAGGUGACUCGCAAGGCUACCGGUGAUGCUAUUUUUGACACUACUGGCUCGACUUUGGUAUUUGAAAAUCAGUUUAUCGAGUUUGUGACUGCUUUGCCUAAGGAUUACAAUCUUUACGGUAUUGGAGAGCAUAUCCAGCAGCUGCGCCUUUUGGAUAACCUUACUUUGACUCUCUAUGCGUCGGAUAUCGGCGACCCUAUUGAUACCAAUUUGUACGGUUCUCAUCCAUUCUAUUUGGACACCCGCUACUAUGAAGUUGACAGUAAGGGCCAUCACACCCUUGUUGCUAGCGACAAGGCCGAUCAAUCCAAGGACUACGUUUCCUAUUCUCACGGCGUUUUCUCCCGAAACGCCCAUGGCCAGGAGAUCAUCACUAAGCCCGAGGCCUUGAAGUGGCGCACACUGGGUGGUACCAUUGAUCUCACAUUCUACUCGGGACCUAGCCAGGUGGAUGUCACCAAGAACUAUCAGCUCAGCACAAUUGGACUGCCAGCCUUGCAGCAGUACUUCGCUUUUGGAUACCACCAGUGCCGCUGGGGCUACAACAACUGGACUGAGGUUGAAGGGGUUGUCGCCAACUUUGAGAAGUUUGGAAUCCCUCUCGAAACUAUCUGGAAUGACAUUGACUACAUGCAUGGCUACCGAGACUUUGACAAUGAUAAGCACCGCUACCCUUACAGCGAGGGCGAAAAGUUCCUGGACAGACUACACAAGAGUGGUCGCCAUUACGUUCCCAUCAUUGAUUCUGCUAUCUACAUUCCAAACCCCAACAAUGCCUCUGAUGCCUAUGAUACCUACACACGUGGACACAAGAACGACGUCUUCUUGAAGAACCCCGAUGGAAGCGAGUAUAUUGGCGCUGUCUGGCCUGGAUACACCGUCUACCCUGACUGGCACAACCCCAAGACCAAUGAAUUCUGGGCGGAUGAGAUCGUGGAGUACCACAAGAAGGUGGCCAUCGACGGCAUCUGGAUUGAUAUGAACGAAGUUUCGUCCUUCUGCGUCGGAAGCUGUGGCUCUCGCAACCUUAGCAUGAACCCAUCUCACCCUCCCUUCGCAUUGCCUGGAGAGCCUGGCAAUAUUAUCUACGACUACCCAGAAGGCUUUGAGCUGACGAACAAGACCGAAGCUGCCGCUGCUGUUUCGGCUUCAUCUAGUCAAGCUGCUGCUGCUGCAACUGGAGGCUCGUCUUCCACUUCUUACCUGAGGACCACACCCACUGCGGGAGUGCGCAACAUCGAAUACCCACCAUACGUAAUUAACCAUGAUCAGGCCGGCCAUGACCUCAACGUGCAUGCAGUAUCCCCCAAUGCCACUCAUUACGACGGUGUCCAGGAAUACGACGUGCACAACCUGUGGGGCCACCAGAUCCUUAACGCCACCUACCACGGUCUCCUGAAGGUCGAUGAAAAGAAGCGUCCCUUCAUCAUCGGCCGCUCGACCUUCGCAGGCUCCGGCAAAUGGGCCGGUCACUGGGGCGGCGACAACGCCUCCAAGUGGGCCUACAUGUUCUUCUCUAUCCCACAAGCCCUCUCCUUCUCGCUCUUUGGUAUCCCUAUGUUCGGAGUCGACACCUGCGGCUUCAAUGGCAACACCGAUGAGGAGCUCUGCAACCGCUGGAUGCAGCUCUCUGCCUUCUUCCCCUUCUACCGAAAUCACAACACCCUCUCUGCGAUCCCGCAAGAGCCCUACGUGUGGGACUCCGUUAUUGAUGCCACCAAGGCCGCCAUGAAAAUCCGCUACGCAAUCCUUCCCUACUUCUACACCCUCUUCCACGAAGCUCACACAACCGGCUCGACCGUCAUGCGCGCCCUGGCCUGGGAAUUCCCCACAGAUCCAUCCCUCGCCGCAGUCGACACUCAGUUCCUGCUCGGUCCCUCGAUCAUGGUCGUUCCCGUUCUCGCUCCCCAAGCUACCUCCGUCAAGGGUAUUUUCCCGGGGCUCAAGAACGGCGAGGUCUGGUAUGACUGGUACACACAGACAGCUGUGGAAGCUAAACCCGGUGUGAACACUACUAUCCCCGCUCCGCUAGGCCACAUCCCGGUCUUCGUGCGCGGCGGCAGUGUCCUGCCCAUGCAGGAGCCCAAGCUCACUACCAAGGAGUCUCGCGACACGCCCUGGUCCCUUCUUGCCUCGCUCAGUGGCGAUGGUACUGCUUCCGGUUCCGUUCAUAUCGAUGACGGAGAAAGCAAUUUCCCAGAUGAGAGUCUGGAUGUUGUUUUCCGCGUCGAGAAGUCCAGCCUGAUUGCGAAGGCUAAGGGUUCUUGGAAGGAGUCGAACCCUCUGGCCAACGUUACUGUUCUGGGUGUUAAGCAGAAGCCCAGUGCUGUUGAAUUUAAUGGAAAGACCGUUCCUGUUCCCUCAGUGCGUUAUAAUGCCACUUCGCAUGUUCUGGCUGUUAGCGGCUUGGAUAAGUUCACCAAGGAGGGUGCUUUCGGUGAAAACUGGACUUUGAAGUGGUAG